CACUGCUUUCGUUGAUAUUAGUCAUUCAGGAAGAAUCUUUCCAGAAUUACAUGUUAUCAAAUGCGGGCAAGCCGCAACGCCAUUGUGCUCGAGCCAGCCCAUAAUUUUCUCGCCUCCAUCCUUCAUCACCAUGGCAACGGUCUCGCGCCGGUAACGGCGGCGGCGCGGCUCGUGGCGCCAGGUAUCGACGCCCAGACUGGGAAUGAGGCGCCGGGAUAGACUCGUCCGGCGCCGCCACUUCCCCAACUCCUCUAUCGAUCGAUUGGCGGGCGCCGGGCAACACAGCGAGGACGAGAGCCGCCGGCGCGCCAGCAGGGAUCUCCCGCGACCCAGCUUCCGCCGCCCCAGCCCGCGUCCACCGGGAAAGCUCGAAACAAAAGCUCACUCCGUGCUAAAAUCAAAUUCAUCACUGUCAACAUUUGAUACUGCUCCUGUGUCCAGAUUUAAAGAUUCAGUAUCAGACUCCAAAACCUUGAUUAAUGAAGGAGGCUUUUUUAAGCCAGUUCGUGUUGAGGGCUUGGCACUCUCUGAAGAUUUACUAAUACAAAGUAAGAUAGAUCUCAAUAUCAGUUUGUCAGUCAAGAUAGGGUCCUCAGUUUCAGUUUGUCCAUGGACCACAAUAGUCAGAGCUCCAGCUCUGAAUGAAGAUGGACAGAGAAGUUGUUUGCAAUAUUAUUGUAAAUAUAAUUUUGGCAACUUCAAGACACAAAUAAAUAAAAUAAGUUUUGAAGAAACUAUAGCAAGAACUACAAAUGAGACUGACUAUAAGCCACUUAAAAUUAAUCCAUGGGGCACGGACCAUCUCCGGGCUGUAUUGAAGAUUCAAAUAAUUCAUCCAAUGACUUUAGCUCUGUCAGAUGAAGAAAGGAAAGUUUGUGAAACACGAUCUUGUGAAACUGAAAAAAACAACAAUGACAGCCAUUGGAGCACAAGAUAUAAUUCCAUGAUGAACUCAGAAAAUUUUUACCAUCUGGGUAUGGCCAGAUGCAAACUUGAGUCUGUUCUACCAAGGUAUUUCAUCCAGAAAGAGGAGCAGAAACAAACACGCGGACAGGAGUUGGACGAGAGGUGGGGGCUGGCGGCACGCGAGCGAGCGGACGGGGGCUGGCACGGCCGCCCCGCGCAGCUUAGCGUCGGCUCGUGGCCCUCCCCGCCCGCCCCUUCACGAGAAUUUCUUAAGAAACGACUCAGAACCCCCAUACGCAAGACCGCUACUCGGUUACACUCAGCGCUAGAUAUAGGGAGAGUUAUUUACAGUAAUACAAUAGCAAUCCGAAUCAAAGAUAUGAGCUCGUUUACUCCAAAAAUCAAGAGCCCCGAUGGACAGUUUUAUAAGCGUUAUGCACCUUGGUUCGUGGGUAUAUUUCAGGCUGAAUACCAUUGCCCUAUUCGACACCCAGAAAACGAGUCCACGCCAAAGGCCUACAUUUUCUCAAGAAACGGCCCUGCGUGA
Molecule: messenger RNA, 1453 nt
Organism: Gryllus bimaculatus (two-spotted cricket)
Lineage: Eukaryota; Metazoa; Arthropoda; Insecta; Orthoptera; Gryllidae
Source: the annotation of a GenBank genome assembly